AUGGCGACACUACAACCAAAAUACAAUUUUGGACUUCUACAGACACCAAUGUCAAAUCCCUCUGGAUAUGAAUCAGAAACAAGUACUGAGAUUUUUCAUAGAAACCCAAGACAAAAUGUGAAGGGUGCAAGAUGUGAAUCAAGUAGAUACACUACCGCAUCUGGAUUUACAUCUAGUACAAGUGUUUCUGGAGUGAAAAAGAGAGGCAAAGGUUUAGGAUAUACAACUCCUGGAUCAACCAGUGCUCCGAGGACUCCAGGUUCACGCCGAACACCAGCCAGCCUCAACUAUAGCACAACUACUCCUAGAGAUUCUGCAUCUUCCGUGAUUGUUGCAAUUGUGGAAGGCAGAGGAUUAGCCAAAGGAGAGAUAGGAUUGGCUAGCCUGGAUCUUAAAUGCCCGUUUUUAACUCUUUCUCAAUUCUCAGACACCCAAACCUAUGUUAAAACUGUUACCAAGCUUCAAAUCCUUCAACCAAUUGAGAUUAUAGUACCUAAUACAGCUUGUGAAAAUGGAACUAUGACAAAGCUGUUAAAAUUGCUCAAUGACCAAUUCCAAAACACAAGCAUAUCAACAGUCCAAAGGAAAUACUUCAAUGAAACAAGAGGAUUGCAGUAUGUGAAGCAAUUAUGUGUGCCAGAGUUCAAUACAGUGGAGAUGGAAGUUAGAGUGAAGUACUACGUUCUGGCAGCAGUGGCAUCUCUCAUGAAAUACGUAGAAUUUAUACAGAAUAUCAUGUACGCUCCUGGUUCAUUGAAGAUCGUCUUUCAGGGAAGUGAAAACACAACAAUGAUUGAUGCAUCUACAGCAAAGAAUUUAGAACUGCUUCAGAAUCUGAGAGACCCUACCAGUGACAUCACACUAUACGGUAUACUGAACUACACUAAAACUCCUGGAGGAGCAAGGCUACUUAGAGCAAAUAUCCUACAACCUCCCUCAGAUCUAGAGACCAUAACAAUGAGACAGGAUGCCAUUGGAGAGUUAACAGAGAAGGAGGAGGUUUUUUACAAUCUACAGACAGUGAUUAGUCAGUUCCCAGAUGUUGAUCACCUCCUCUCUCUGCUGCUACAGAUUCCUAAGCAGGAGACAAUUAAGGUAGCAGAGAACAAGAUCGCAAACAUUAUCUACCUGAAGCAUACACUGGAACUCUUAGAACCACUGAAAGCAGCCCUCAAAGACUGUGAGAAUCCUCUGCUGAAAGCCUACUGUAAGUCGCUGGAGGAUCCUCGGUUUGAUAUCAUCAUCACUAAGAUAUCCAGUGUUAUCCAUGAGGACACACGCUUUCAAAAGGGAACUCUUCAUAUGAGAACUCAGAAGUGCUUUGCUGUCAAGCCAAAUAUCAAUGGUUUGCUGGAUGUGGCGAGAAGAAUGUACACUGAAAUUGUGGAUGAUAUAUCUGAAUUAGUGGUACAGUUGGGUGCCCAGUAUGGUUUGCCAUUGAAGACCAGCUAUAAUUCAGCAAGAGGGUUCUUCAUCCAGACCUGCUCCUCAGGAAAGGAUAGUGUAACAGCAGACAAUUUACCUGGAGUUUUCAUCAAGGUCACAAAAGUCAAAAGCACUCUGAGUUUUACGACCACAGACUUGAUCAAAUUGAACGCAAGAAUUCAACAAUCACUUGAGGAAAUAUACCUAAUGGCAAACAUAGUUGUGACUGCAUUGCUAAAUGACGUCCGGAGCUACCUAGGAUGUCUCUACAAAUUGACGGAGUCUGUGGCUAUUAUAGAUGUUCUUCUGUCCUUUGCUCAUGUGUGUACUCUUUCAAAUUAUGUGAGACCGGAAUUUACAGACACUUUAGCCAUUAAGCAAGGUCGACAUCCCAUUUUGGAAAAGAUUGCGAUAGGCCAGACGAUACCAAACAAUACUUAUGCUUCAGAUGAGAGUAACUUCCUUGUGGUAACUGGACCAAACAUGAGUGGAAAGUCAACAUAUCUUCGUCAAAUUGCUCUACUUCAAAUUAUGGCCCAAGUUGGAUGCAAUGUCCCAGCUGAGUACGCAUCUUUCAGAAUAGUGGACCAGAUUUUCUCAAGGAUAAGCACUGAAGAUGAAAUGGAAACUAACUCCUCAACGUUUACGUUAGAGAUGAAAGAAGUGAAUUACAUCAUCCAGAAUGCGUCAAACAGAUCAUUGGUAAUAAUAGAUGAACUCGGAAGAGGUACCAGUCCAGAAGAGGGAGUUGGAAUCUGUCAUUCUAUCUGUGAAUAUCUGAUUCAAUUGAAGGCAUUUACCAUUUUUGUCACACACUUCCUUGAAUUGACCAAUUUAGAUGUGCUGUAUCCCAAUGUGGAAAACUACUGUUUUGAGGUUCAAAGAUCUAUUUGCACCGAAAGCGCAGAGGAGAAAAUAAUUUUCACACACACAAUUCAAAAAGGCAAAACGGAAGAGCGACAUUAUGGAAUGGAAUUGGCAAGAAUGUCAAGUCUACCACGAGAUGUGAUUGAAAACGCAGCCACUUGUGCCUUAAAACUUUCCCGAGCAAAACAUUUGGUGGAUGGCAACACUGCAGAGAGUAACAAACAACGAGCUGUGUUCAAACUUGCAACCAGGCUUGUUCAAACUGCUCGAAAUUCUAGACUGGAUUCAGAUGGACUCAAGAUCUAUCUUAAUGGUAUGAAGAGUCAGUAUUUAAAAGAAUCAGCAGUGAUUUCUCAAUAG
Ylistrum balloti is the source of this 2652-nucleotide messenger RNA. Its product is annotated as mutS protein homolog 4-like. Gene Ontology annotation, cellular component: nucleus. Gene Ontology annotation, biological process: reciprocal meiotic recombination; mismatch repair. The transcript has 25 exons. Lineage: Eukaryota; Metazoa; Mollusca; Bivalvia; Pectinida; Pectinidae. The coding region runs from base 1 to 2652 and encodes 883 amino acids. Gene Ontology annotation, molecular function: mismatched DNA binding; ATP-dependent DNA damage sensor activity; ATP binding. The record is from RefSeq and is a predicted model, not a curated record.